Molecule: messenger RNA, 633 nt
Organism: Pecten maximus
Lineage: Eukaryota; Metazoa; Mollusca; Bivalvia; Pectinida; Pectinidae
Product: dynein heavy chain-like
Exons: 1
Coding region: 1-633 (210 amino acids)
Source: RefSeq, a predicted model, not a curated record
AUGCUAACCUACAAGAGUUCACAACUACAACAUGCUAACCUACACAGUUCACAACUACAACAUGCUAACCUACACAAUUCACAACUACAACAUGCUAACCUACACAGUUCACAACUACAACAUACUAACCUACAUAGUUCACAACUACAACAUGCUAACCUACACAGUUCACAACUUCAACAUGCUAACCUACACAGUUCACAACUACAACAUACUAACCUACACAGUUCAAACUACAACAUGACGAUCUACACAGUUCACAACUACAACAUGCUAACCUACAUAGUUCACAACUACAGCAUGCUAACCUGCAAGAGUUCACAACUACAACAUGCUAACCUACACAGUUCACAACUUCAACAUGCUAACCUACACAGUUCACAACUACAACAUACUAACCUACACAGUUCAAACUACAACAUGCUAACCUACACAGUUCACAACUACAACAUACUAACCUACACAGUUCACAACUACAACAUGCUAGCCUACACAGUUCACAACUACAACAUGCUAACCUACACAGUUCACAACUACAACAUGCUAACCUACACAGUUCACAACUUCAACAUGCUAACCUACACAGUUCACAACUACAACAUACUAACCUACACAGUUCAAACUACAACAUGA